Molecule: messenger RNA, 7818 nt
Organism: Neoarius graeffei (lesser salmon catfish)
Lineage: Eukaryota; Metazoa; Chordata; Actinopteri; Siluriformes; Ariidae
Gene: ammecr1
Product: AMMECR nuclear protein 1
Exons: 6
Coding region: 1248-2306 (352 amino acids)
Source: RefSeq, a predicted model, not a curated record
GAUUCAGUCGGUAUACGGAUUCUUUUCACGUAGCCGUGAUUGAGAAUACAGACUCCGGAGUACGCACCAUGCGUAAGAAUUGGCCGUAAAAUAGGUGCUGGAUGGUGGAAGCAGUGUUCGGGGCUGGCUGUGCGGGCUCUGCAUGACCGUCCGGGAGCCGAAAACAGCGAGAAAACCCAACCCAGCUGCUGUGCAUGGAACAGUGAGCGGAGCCGGGGAGAGUCCGGAUGAUGGACGGCUGUGUUUAUGUUGUCGUUCAGCUUAAAAACCGCGUCCUGACAGACGGAUGACAGAAUUCCAGCAGCAGCACCGGGAGAAAACUUCAGCGCCCGCAGUGAGGCGGUGAGAGCAGCGGGGAGGCGACAAAACGGAGCAGAGGAGCGGCUCACUCAGGAGAGGAGCUCAGAAAUGACUCAGUGACGCCGAGAGAGAGAGAGAGAGAGAGAAGGAGAGAGAGAGAGAGAGAGCGCAGAAAACUGCGUCGCUUUAGGGUGCGUGCUCGCGCUCUCUCUCUCGGUUCCUGCGCCUCGAGCUGAGCAGCCCGUCCGGUUCCGACUGCCUGCGCGCUUAUGCAAGUAAACAACUGACCCGGCUCGGCUCGGCUCGGCUCCGGGGCGGAACGGAGCGUCGGGGAGAGAGGGAGACGGAUGGUCGGCCGGUCCUGCGUGCUCGAGUCCCCGGAUUCCCGCACAGUGAGGGUGCAGUGCGGGUGUCUGUCUGCGCACUCCGACAUCCGCCUCGCCAGCUCAUAUUCAUCUGUUCUGUUGUUGUUGUUGUUGUUGUGUUAAACCGGGACGCAUGACCUGAUGAACUGCUGGUGCGCCUGGCAUCUGAACGAGGGAAUAAAAAACAAACCACCCUGCGACUUUCCCCUCAUUUCCCCGCCUGAACAGACCCGCGGGACGCAGCUGGAGCUGCCUAUCUGCGAACAUUGCGUAAGGCUGCAGCGUAGGCUACGAUUUCUCCCUUUCCUCACUGUCGCUUUCUAUCUUUAACACAUCGGGUGACAUUGCAGUCUGUGAGAAAUUGGAAAUCCUCCCCCUCCCCCCUCUUUUUUUUUUAACAAUUUUUACGUAGACUGACUACGUUUGAAAAAGGAGGAGGAGAGAGAAAAGAAGAAACAUUAAAAAUAAAUAAAUAACUAACAUAAAGCGGUGAAGGUGGAGCGUCGUGCGUCGUACGUGGUGACGCAGUGGGAUUUUUACGCGUGGUCGGCGUUUGGCCCCGCCCUUCCCGCCGUGACGGCGAUGGGUCGGAAGCGGUGUGUCGGUGCAGAUUGUUCGAAGAUGGCGGCCGGCUGCUGCGGGGUGAAGAAGCAGAAGUUGUCGGGAUCCCCCGGCUCAGGGGGUCCCGGCGGGGCGGGCAGCGGCGGCGGGGUUGCAGCCGGGACCGGGCACUGCGGAUCGGACUUGGGGAUCGGGUCUUCAUCGUCGACGGUCGUGGCCGGAAGCGUGAACCGAGUGAACGGCCUCGGGGGUCCGGGGGGCAGCGGGAGCUGUAGUGUUAGCAGCAGUAAUAAUAAUAGCAGCGGUGGAGGUGGAUGCGGCGGUAGCAGCGGUGGGAACAGCAACAACACAACCACCGCUCUGUCUCCGACUCCAGGAGGCUACAGCUCCAGCACCGGCCUCUCCCCGAACCUCAGUCCGGGACCGGGCUCAGGCUCAGCCAGGAAGAUGGUGGUCUCGGCGGAGAUGUGUUGCUUCUGUUUCGACGUGCUUUAUUGCCAUCUUUACGGUUACCAGCCUCCCCGAACACCCAGGUUUACAAACGACCCCUAUCCACUGUUUGUCACUUGGAAAAUCGGCCGGGACAAGCGGUUGAGGGGUUGUAUAGGUACAUUUUCUGCCAUGAACCUGCACUCAGGACUCAGGGAGUACACCCUUACCAGUGCCCUUAAAGACAGCCGCUUUCCCCCGAUGACGAGGGAAGAGCUGCCGCGCCUCUUCUGCUCAGUAUCUCUGCUCACCAACUUUGAGGAUGUUGGUGAUUAUCUAGACUGGGAGGUGGGUGUUCACGGCAUUAGGAUAGAAUUUUUCAAUGAAAAAGGAUCAAAGCGCACCGCCACCUAUCUGCCAGAGGUUGCAAAGGAGCAAGGAUGGGACCACAUUCAAACCAUAGAUUCCUUACUUCGAAAGGGAGGUUAUAAAGCUCCCAUCACAAACGACUUCAGGAAGACCAUCAAACUGACCAGGUACCGUAGCGAAAAGCUGACGAUGAGCUACGCGGAGUACAUCGCCCAUCGCCAGCACCACCACUACCAGAACGGCAUCGGGCACCCUCUCCCCCCGUACAACCAUUAUUCCUGACAGCGAGCCGCAUGACCAGUCACUGGACCUCUCCGCGGACCUCUUCCCAGGAGAGCCCGCCCCCUCGUGGUCUAGCUAUCUCUACUACUGUACCAUUUUAUGAUGAUAGUUUCCGUUGCCAUGCCAGCACUCUGUUUCAGAUGGUGGCAUGGCAGCGGGUGGCAAAGAAGCAUCACGAUUAUGACGUGGAAAAAAAUUCAAAAAACUCAUUUAUUUUCUCCUUUUUAUCCUUUCUAUUAAUUUAGGUUUUUUUGCAGCAUAUAUAUAUAAAAAAAUAUAUAUAUAUAUUAAAAAAAUAUAUCGACAUAUAAGCCCAUUUUCCCUAUUUUUAAAAAAAAGCAAAUAAACAAGUACUACUUUUCUUUUUUGCAAAAAAACAAAAAAAAAAAAAAACCAACAACCCGAAUCAGGUUUUUUGAGUCUGUGGAUGGAAAAAAGUCAUAUAUUAACGAGGGGCUCGUCUCGCAGACAGGAGAGGUUUAUGUUUGCUAAGCUUUAGUUCGGGUGAACGCUACACGACUUUGACCUGGGUUACGAUAAGCGAUCGCGCUAACAAACACCUACGAUUUCACCGAGGGGGGAAAAAACUUAGGUUUUGGGGUUUUCUUUUUUUAAAGGACGUUGAUUUGAAAUGUUUUCACUUCGUCAGAGUAAUAGCUGAUCAGCUAACCUGAAGUUUACGUUCUCGAUCAGUUUGCGAGUAAAUUCUUCUGAUUGGCCGGCUUCAUAUUUUAGAAUUUGCAUAAAAUGAAAUGACUGACUUAUUUAUUUCGCUUUCUUUAUGGUUUUGGAAAGCGCUCCAAAACAAGUCUGAUCUUUCACAGUGCUGUGCUUCUCAGCUCUUCCUUUUAUGCAGAUUUGUGGGUGUGGUUAAACCUAAACGUGCUACGACUGUGAUUUAUGACUGACUGACUGCCGUUUUUAUCAACGUGAGGAGAAAAUUGCUGUCGGAGAAUCUUCCGUAACCGUGGCAAGAAUUUUUAGUUGGGUUUGGCCACGAAAAAACCCAACUCCCAAACGUUCGUGAAUAAUUGGUCAGUGACUCCUGGUGUCCUCGUGAUGACGACUACAUACCUGGUGUAAAAGUCGUGUAUCGUUCGCUCCAUUGCGUUAUAUGCUUUUAUCAUUUCUUAUUCAUUUUUACGUACGCCACGUAACGUACACGAAUCCAAAAUAUUUGUGAGGUGUGACUUGAAAUCGUGAAUAAUGUGGGAGGGGCUUCUGGGGUCGUGGUUUGUUUUGCUUUCUGACUAUAAAGUUCCUGUAAAGCCAGACAUGGAGUAGCUUUACAUAGUCUGUGUCUUUUUUAUUUUGUUAACUUUUAUUUUUUCUUCUUUCUUUUCCUGUGUGGUGUUAGAUGGGCGCAGAUGUUUGGACAAACUCGUAAGAAGAAACCGCUAGACUAAAUGAGUGAGUUUUUGGAAAAGUCAAAAUAUUUUCUUCAGUCCCAGAGAGAGAGAGAGCCACUCGUCACUUUGGCAGCGUUUCGAUGGCGUCACAUUUUGUUUAUUCGCACUGGCUCUGACGAACAGUUUCUGGGUCCCCCCCCCCCCCCCCCCCCCCCCCCCUUUUGUACGAAAAGCCGGAUCACGCUGUUCUGAACGGAGCUUCAUUCGAAAUCGGUUCUCCGUUCUGUUCAUGACAUUGCUUCAGGUUUUUGGUAUAGAAGGUACUCAAACUUUACAAACUGCAGAACUUUACAGUGUUGUUUCUCAGUGAGGGACCAGCCAGGAGGAGAUGAUGAUGAUGAUGAUGGGCUCUCUCAAUGUUGGAUGGUCAAUCUAGCAAAAAAACCACAAAAACAAAACUGGAAUCUUUGAGAAAUCCAAGAUUUCAUUCCCCUCCUACAGGACGCUGCUGUGUUUUCUUUCUUUUCACGCAGAGAGGAAAAAAACUUUGCAGAGACUUAGCUCAAACAACAGGGACGAGUGCUUAAAAAAAAAAAAAAAACCUAAAAGCCAUACUCUUCUUCAGGCAUUGCUUAAUGGUCAGGGUGGUGGUUUUGUUUUUCCUGAACUGGGAAUUUGUUUUCCGGAAGUUUUCAGUUGCUGACGCGUGCGUUUUUAUGAUCUGAUCCAAAUCUGAGUUGUUCCUGAUCAGGUGACGUAUUUGUGGAAAUGAAACCUCUUAAGACGUUACCUCACUUCAAGACGUUCACGCCAGUCCACCAUCAGCGCCACCAACGCCACACCUCACGAUGCUUGGCACAAGCAAUGUUUACAUCCAUAUCCAAACGCCACACAAUCCGACGCCGGUUGCCAUGACACAUCGGAUCGUUUGUGAAUCCUCAUGUCGAGCACAUUUGGCCAACCAUCGCGAAAACUCCUCCUCCUGACCUGUACGGCGUGGCGUUGCGACCGUAUCGUGUCUCUCAUGGUUUAUGUCAGGUAUAAAUCAUUUCCUCUACUUUUUCUUCUUCAUGCUGGAUGAAGAGAAGAUCCUCGCUGAGGUCUUUCACAAACAGACUGGAAUCUUGAGAGGUAGUUUUUUUGUUUUGUCCCCCCCGUAAUAAACUAAAGGGUGUGUGGUGUUGCGGAAAACGCAGGCUUUAUGAACGGGUCGAUCCUUGUGGCAUCGCAGGACCAAGCGUUUGAGAUUUCAGAACGUUUUUGUUUUUAAAAGCUGAGACACUUUUUCCACAAGAGGACUCUCUCUUUCUCUCUCUCUGCUUUCAUAUGCAAAAAAAAGUGUUAAGGGCUUUCAGUGUUCCAUCCACAGUCAUCUCCAGCUCCGUGAAAAGUAAAUACACCCUGAUUUCAGUUGUGUUGCCUUAUAAACGGAUCAGUAAACUGUCGGUCCUGAUCGUUCAGGCUGCUUUACUACGCCACGGGGAGUUUUCAUUUCCAGAAAAGAAAAAAAAACACUCGAGUGUUUAUUCAGAUCUCGUCCAUCUCGCGUCCGGUUCUCCGUUUUUAUUUUUCUGAACGCUUUAAGAACAUCUCCGUGAACAUCUCGCACAUGCCGAGCGAUCAGGCCGCCAUUUUGUGAUCCUCCACCGAGUACAGCACAAACUGGAUUUGAUUUUAUUUUUUUUUUUUUUUCUGCUGCAAAACAGUAGUUUUUUGGCAUACAUGAAUGAACGUAUUUAUGCACAUCUGCAAUACAUUUGUUGUGUGUGUUACAGAAGAUGUGUUGAAUGAGAGAGAGAGAGAGAGAAUGAACUAUAAAAUGGUGCUACUGGACCUCAUUUUUCUGGGGGGUUGAAGGUCACAGUUUAAAUGUGACUGGUCAUGCGGACUCAUCAGUCAUAUCAGACUUAUUCUUAUCCUCGAUAUAUGCAGAUCUGUUUUACAGGUGGUAUUGUUUGUGUUUUUUUUUUGUUGUUGUUGUUGUUGUUGUUCCUACCCGUGUAACAAACUGAAAUUUCCUGCAGGUUUGAAAGGACAAGGAGUCACGCGUCUAACCCCAUCCUUCCCCCAUGGCCUGGCAGAAAUACACGGUCAUAUACGUCUCAUCUCAUCACGUCUGUCGUACAGUAAACAGCCACGGCAGCCCUGAUACACACACACACACACACACACACACACACACACACACACGUGUACGUGAUGAUUAGUUAAACGCUGCUCUAAAAGACUUUGACGUCCGUUAUGAAGUGUUCCUGACUGAACUCACUCAUGCUGAAAGCUCGUAUGUUCUUCACGUUAAACAUCACACACAUUCAUCAAAGAAAGAAUGAAUCGGUUUCAUUAACGUUAGACGUUACGCUGCUUUGGUCCCAGUGCUGUCGGGCAGCCGAACAGCUGAAAAGUUCACAGGACUGGUGAAAAAUACUUGAAAGCAUCAUAGUCACUGAAGAGAUCAUCUGAUUCCUGAAUCUCACUUUGGAGAUCCGAUCUAAACGCCACUCGGUUUGAACAUUGAGCCAAAAAUCAAAUGAAACAAAACAGUUAUGAAACAUCACGUCACUCCGCCGCUGUUUGAGACUGAAGACCGUCACGCCGUUAAGUUUCCGUCGUCUCACGUUCUGCCCCGAGAGAAAAACCUUCACUCGUCUUUCCCGAAUCGGGUCGAUGUUUGUUUCAGAACCAGAUCGUCCACGCUGAGACACAUACAGGAAGCUCGUCUCCCGUUCAUCACGUUUAUUGUUUUCUCCUCCCUCGGAGUGUGAAGGCUCGCGUUUCCUUUGUGUGUUCGAUCGAACCAAAGAUGCCUCCAGCCAUGUCCUGAUGCUGCUCUCAGACCUGCCUUCCUGUCCUUCCAAAAAAAACCCUGCAAGAAAACUCGUCUGUUCUGUAUUUCAGUUUGUUUUUAAAAAUAUUUAGUUUUGUACAAUUUCUAACAUUGUUUGUUUGGGGUUUUUUUUCUUUGCCCCUCCCCCAUAACCUGACUUCAGUGGACCCUCACUGUGGCGGUGUUGGACGCCUCCUUGCUCGGUGUCGAUAACUGUAACACCGAACGGGUUACGUUUCUCUUCCUUUCCUUUUCUUGUUGUUCAUUAAUGUUGUAUGAUUGAUUGAUUGAUUGAUUGAUUGAUUUUUUGUUUGUUUUUUUUUUUUUUCUUUUUUUUUUUUUUAAGAAAACCCCAUAGCGUGCCUCUUAGAUUCAUGGGUUUCUUAAUGUGUUUUUUCCUAAGACCAGCAGUUAUACUUUAUAUAAAAGAUGUGUUGAUCCUUAUUUUUAAAUGCCAUUAAACAAAAAAAGCCUCUUUUCUUUACUCUGGACCCAGUAGCAGCACUGGUAUACAAUCGCACUGAUGACAAAAGAAAAAAAAAAGCGUAUAAAUAAUAAUAAAUGACAUGAAAUAAGAACUACAAUAAACUUGUUUGAGGACAUUUUCUAAGAAACUAUGCUUAAAUGAAGAAAAAAAAAAGACAAUAGUAAACAGAACAGUUUUUUUGUACAUCAGAAAAAAAAGUUGAUUCUUUAAAAAAAAAAAUAUUUUGGAUCUAGUUUCUAAAUUAUUUUAGUGGUUUUCUACGUUCUGGAACUUUGAGCUGAGUUUUGGACGCACGACUUGCUGACUGUCGAUUCCGAUUUUGUGUGCAGCGUCGAUCGGCACAGCGAGCUCCGGGUUACCUGGUGUAGCCCCUCGAACCCACCGCCUCCUCGCAAUCCUUUCUAUUUCUAUUCAGUUUGGAAUUUUUUCUCUGCUUUAAUAACUUGAAAUUUUUUUUUAUGAUGAUAACUUGGAAAAAUAAACACAAAUACAUGACAGACCCUCCCCUCCCCUCCCUCCCCUCCCCUCCCCUCCCCUCCCCUGUAGAACUAGAACCUCCUCUUCCUCCUCACCUGAAUUUGCUCUUUAUUGUGUGAAGAAACUUGAAACGGGCAUUUAUUAAAGAUUGAGGAUAUGACUCGAAGUAAAAAAUAUAUAUAAUAAAGAAAAAAGGAGGAAAAAAACAGAAAAAAGACAAAAAUCCUUUUUUUAAAAACCUGUGCGUUGGGGGGGAGGGGGACUCGUAUCUCGAUGGAUUAUCAGUGGGUAUGUGAGCUGUGGCGAUGAUGUAGUUUUAAACCUUGUUAUUACCUUUUAAAUCAUUUAUCCAAUAAAAUAUUCUGAAAGAACAAA